UGGCAGUACUGUGUGACAUAUUGAAAGAUUAUGUUUUGUUUAUAUCACUAGUUCUCUACAUGCUUGUAGGAAGGGUAGAGGUAGUGUAAUUUUUUGUUUGUAAAUUUGUGGUUAGUGUUGGAACCUCCUAAAAUGUCAUCUGAUAACAGUGGUGCGGGUGAAAAUGUUGAUAGAAAUGCAGCACGCGAAUCUCUUCCGCCAGCUAUAGAAUAUCCAGGACCGAAUAACAUCACAGUUUCACCAAAUCAGCCAAGACAACCAACAACACUGCAGGACCUUCUAAGAUUUAGCGUCGAGGCGGCAGGUGGGCAAAUGACGCAGAAUAAUGCUGUUGCGAUAGACGAAGAGAGACGAAAAUUUUUGGAAGCAGCUCUGAAGAGUCUGACAUUUGAUGUGAUAGAAGAGUUGUUAAAGGCAAUAAACAUCCUGAAAAAUGCUGGUACGCUGGAGCUGGAGGACGAUCCCUCUGUAUGUGAAGCAGCAUUGGAUACUAUUACACAGCAUGUUGAUAACAUGGACACUGCAAAUGAUUUCCACAAAAUUGGAGGCUUUUGUAUUUUCCAUCCAUGCCUGGACUCGGCACACAGCAGCUUACGUUGGCGUGCUGCAGAAAUCAUUGCCGAACUGACGCAGAAUAACCCUUACUGCCAGCAACGCAUUCUGGAGGCUAAUUUAUUACAGCCUUUGCUGAACCUCGUAGAUAAUGAUCCAGCCAGCCAGGUCCGCGUUAAGGCCCUCUAUGCUAUUUCUUGUCUUGUACGUGAGAAUAAAAAUGCUCUUCAAGAGUUUAUAAAACAUGCGGGAUACUCAGUCCUCCUCCGUGCUAUGCAGAGCAAUGUUGAGAAGUUGCAGGUGAAAUCUGCAUUCCUAUUGUCGAGUCUCUGUUCCAGCACAGAAAUAAAAGAUGAGCUUUGUAAGAUGGGAUUUAUAGAACAGCUCAUAGGACUGGUUGGACCAGAGGGCAGCCCAGCUGUUGAACAUCUGCUAUCAGCAGUUGUUGCACUUGUGUCAGAUCAUGAAUUAUCUCAGCAAGAGUGUCGGAGGCCAGAACUGCACCUUCGCGAUAAACUGUUCCAGCUUAUGCAAAAUGUGUCUGGCAAGGAGGAAUUCAGAGCCAAGAUCUACUGGGAAAAUCCAGUUGGAUAACUUCAACAGGGGUGUCUUGAGGAAAACAAUUGAAGACUUCAGCUUGGUGCAGAAGACUGCCGCAAAACUUUGACCAAUACUCAAGAAAAAGUUUGGCUGGACUUGGAUUUUGGGUAUUAAAUCUCUGUAGAAUAUUUAGUCGUCCAUGGGAUGAAGCGGAAAUGAAAUACGUGAGUAUGCCCAGUACUUGUUGAGGAUUGUCUUUAGUGGUGAUGAAGAAGAACGUUAGUGAAGCUUACUACUUAUAAUUUCACCGUUUGAGAACCACACUCAUGAGGGAAGGCCACAAAAAUGUGUAGAGUCUGCAGGCAAAACUACUGCAAUACUCAGUUUCAGCAAAUGAAAGUUGUGUCAUUAGAUUUUAUCAUUGUUAUUAUAAUGCAGUAUUUAAUUUAAAAUGUGAAUUAUAUUUAAAAACUAUUUCAUAGAUUAAAUUAAAAAUAGUGCUUUUUGUACUAAUUCACAUAAGGAUUUUAUUGCAUACUAUGUUUCUUGUAAUUUAUUUCCCUUUAUACUGCACUAUCCGCACUGAUACCUUUAUUUUUUCAGGUGAGAUGUAGGCUAAAUGUUUUUGUUUUCUACCAACCUUCAAAAAACACCAAGGCCAAGAACAUUAAUUAUUUCAUUAAUCAAAGCCAUCAAUACCAUAGUGAGCAAAUAAUAUAGAAUAAUAAUCAUGUCCUUAACCAUGUAACAUGGGAUCAGACCAUCAAACUCCUCUCUCACGUGAGAAAUAUCACUGUAGAUGAGUUAGUACCAGAAACACAAGUGCUGACAAAAUCCAAUACUUAGCUUCCAGUGGCCACUUACUUUCAUCUUAGUGUACAGUAGACGCUAGAGCUGCUUAGCAGAAAAACAAUUUGACUAAUUGUGUAGAAAACAACUUUACUACUGCAAUUCACAGCUAGUUUCUAUAAGCUAAUGUGUAAGUGUGUUUCCGUUGUGCCUGUCUGCAACUCAGCGUGUCAUCUUUAUGGUGAGUAGCAAUCUAGCUUUUCCUUAUAUUGCUGGUAUUAGCAAAAGAAAGGAAAAAAAGUGCUUUAACAGAUCACAACAACAAAAUUAUGUGGCAUGUACACAAAUGACAACUGUUAUACAACUAUCACCUCUCCCUCUGCAGAGUACAGGUCAUUCAUGUUUUAUCUUCCUAAAUUUAUUUUUCAUUAAUAAAGUCAUGUUAUAUAUAACCCAUUAGUAGCAUAAAAAUUAAGUAAUGAGCAGAAAGCAUAGCAAUACAUAUGGAAGAAAUGGGUUGAUCAGGAAAAUAAACUAGAGAAGCAAAAAUCUAGUUACAAAUUUCUUAAAUCGAUCACUUCACACCUUUUAAAGUCAGGAUACCAGCAUCCUGCAUAAUUAUCAAUGAAAACCAAACAUAAAUAAUAAGGAAUUCUGCAGCACCAGAGAACACGUAAAAGUUAUUUGUUAAACUGACAGGAGAUUAAAGACUGGAACUAGCGAAAACUCUAGAAAUGACUGCAGUCCAAUAAAUGGGCAAAUAGCAGUGUAUCUACAGAGUUCAAUGAAACUUUAUUGUAAAGUUACAUACAAAUAUGCUAGCUGUUCUACAACAAUAAUUUAACUAAUUAUUAUUAAAAUUAUCAUUAUUACAUAUAAGAUCAUCAAACUAAAGACACACUUAAACUUGCUUUGAAUGUGUGCAUUGAUGAUACAUUGAAAUAUUCUCUCAUACAAUGUUUCAAAUUUUUCUUCAACUAGUUCUUAAAACAUUCUUAAUUAUUUUUAUGUGGCAGAAAAGAGGACACGUCAGUGAAUGGAGAACCUCUCCAAAUUUUGAUACGUGACAUGCUCUGUGGUGUAGUUGCAGAGCACAUCGCUGUGGGGUAAAGAUGUCAGCACAUGGUAGACAAAUCAUCCACUCUGUAUCAUUGCAUCAAAUUAGUUCAUUCAUGCCAAUAGGCAACCCAAUGAACUGAUUUCCAAAGCUGGCUAUUGCUAUAGCCCUUCCUGGGCAGUCCCAGCAAUGAAUUACAUAUAUAUGCUCUCCUCCCAGACUGUUAUUCACUGCCCAUAAUGAUCACCUGUAAGAUGAGUUAAAAACUAGGAGAGGUGUUCUAUCCACUGAUGUGUGGAUAUUUUCUGUAUGUCGUGUAGCUGUUCGCACAGUCACCUUCUGAAAUCCUGAAGAUACUUAUGAAUAACCCUGUGUACAUGCAUUAAUUUCAUCCACAAAGUUCAUUGUGCUUAGGACUUCAAGUGUUGUUUUUGUUACUGAAAUAAAGCCAAUUUAUACUUUCGGUUCAUGUAAUAGAUGAGACACUAUGGACUUAAAACAGUUGUAUAUGAAUUGAACAUCAAAAUAAAUUUUUGUA
Messenger RNA from Schistocerca cancellata (South American locust), 3476 nucleotides. Its product is annotated as hsp70-binding protein 1. The record is from RefSeq and is a predicted model, not a curated record. NCBI's taxonomy places the organism in Eukaryota, Metazoa, Arthropoda, Insecta, Orthoptera, Acrididae. The transcript is spliced from 7 exons. Bases 133 to 1146 code for a protein of 337 amino acids.